AUGUCGCUUCAUUUCUUGCCAAUGGCCAACAAGCGCCGGUCCAUUUCCUACCAAUGGGGAACUCACUGUUCUCAUUUCCGGCCAAUGACAGACGUUUGUCGGCUGUCCAUUUUUUUGUGCUGGGAUAUGUCAACAGAGGAGCUACGUACUUGGAAAUGAAGUCAACACGGUUAUUUAAGGUAAGCAAUCAUGGUUUAUUUACAUUGUCACCAUGUGAUAUGCGAUAUUACUUACAAAAAGAUGUAGCCUAUCUGUGGCGAUUCAGUAAUAUAUGACGCCUAUAUUAUGCUAACGGAAUGAAGUGAAUGGUGCACGACGCUAGUUGGCUAUUAGGUAUUGUAACGUUAGCUCUCCUCACUGACAUUGCUUGAAUAAAUUGUCUUAAAGUGUUUAAAUAUGUGUGUAUAUAACGUUAGUCAUCCACAUAAUGCCCGUGUUCGACUCGAUUUACUUGUGGGGAAUAUCUGCGCGUGCAAAACAAACUUCUUAUCGAGUCAACAUGCAACCUUUUUGUCAAACUUCAAGGGCUGUUUUCUGCUCGUAUCUAGUACAUUUCAACGUAGUGUUGAUUGAAGUAAAGAUUUUAAGAGUAACAAACAACAUGUGGGCCUUGUUGCCAUUCAUAACAAUUUGUAAUAACGAUGUGAUUACUCCUGUAGAUGACAUGGGGCAAUGAGAGAAGAGGAAUUUUAAGAGCCUGUGCCAACAGUGGGACAUGAUCUGCGCAGAGACCGACACAUUGGCACAACCCAUACGAAAAGAUUCAGAAGUGCCCAGUACAGGAGAGGGGGCAGACAUCACUGUUUUGUGGGCAGCAGACCUGUACAGGCUCCAGCCCUGUGUGUCACAGCUACAGAUGCCUGCGCUGCAUGCCCAGACGCCCCGGCCCCCCUCGCCAUCGCUCCAGCCCUGUGUGUCACAGCUCAAGACCCCUGCGCUGCUGGCCCAGACGCCCCGGCCCCCCUCGCCAUCGCUCCAGCCCUGUGUGUCACAGCUCCAGACACCUGCGCAACCGGCCCAGCCUCCUCUACCCCCUGCGCCAUCACUCCAGCCCUGUGUGUAACAGCUCCAGACGCCUGCGCUGCUGGCCCAGACGCCCCGGCCCCCCUCGCCAUCGCUCCAGCCCUGUGUGUCACAGCUCCAGACGCCUGUGCUGCUGGCCCAGCCUCCUCUACCCCCUGCGCCAUCACUCCAGCCCUGUGUGUAACAGCUCCAGACGCCUGCGCUGCUGGCCCAGCCUCCUCUGCACCAUGGCCUCCUCCUGCCCUCAGCUCUACCAGCUCCUGGUCCGUCUCAAGUCCAGCCAUCACAGCUGGUAGGCUGUCGGUGAACACGGGAUGCCAAGCAUGGACAAGGUGGACAACCUGGCUGAAUACAUUGUGGAGCUGCACCAUGAAGCCUCCCUGACCCACCCCCUGCAUUUUCAAUACCACUUGUUCUCCCACUCCACCCAAACUGCUCCUCUUGUCUUUUCUCGGCUUACUUUUCCUCUCUGUACAUUCCAUGUACAUUCCAACAACCAUGGGUACAGUUUUCAUACCUGCCAGACCCAGUGCCACCACUUCAGCCCCCCUGGACCACAGAAUCACCUCUCAAAGGCUUGAUUUGAUAAAAAGGACUGUAGAUAGUAAUUGAUGCAGAAAAUAUGGUCAAUAUCGCACAAAAGAAUCUGGACAUAGUCAGUACAAGAGCUUUAUGUAUGGCCCUAAUACUCAAUCCCUUUCAAAGGAGGAGUGGCUGAAAAUAAUGAACAAAACAAAAAGCAGUAACUCUAAAUAUUUCUCUGCUGUACAUUUAUGUAAUGUUGACUGUACAUAUUGUUCAUACUGUUCUGAUGUGGGUGUGGGUGUGGAUGUGUAUGUGUUGACGCUAAAUUGUAAAUUUGUAUGUUUAGAUUACUCUGUUGAUCUUGGCCAAGUUUCCAGUGUGUGUGUGUGUUACGUAAAAUUGCAUAUUUGUAUAGGCCCUAAUUGUUUAUGUCACUUAAGAUUAUUCUAUUGAUCUUGGCCAGAUCAGGACUCCUUUGUGUGCAUGUUUUUUUUUACUGACAAUUAUUUGGGAAUGGGUCUGGUCGGGGCACA
This is a messenger RNA of Engraulis encrasicolus (European anchovy), 2081 nucleotides long. RefSeq names its product ice-structuring glycoprotein-like. NCBI's taxonomy places the organism in Eukaryota, Metazoa, Chordata, Actinopteri, Clupeiformes, Engraulidae. The transcript is spliced from 3 exons. Bases 870 to 1319 code for a protein of 149 amino acids. The record is from RefSeq and is a predicted model, not a curated record.